AUGCGGUUCAAGCACAUCGCGGCGAUCGCCGCCAUCUUCCACGCUCGUCAAGCCCUUUCUCAGGAGGUCGAGCCAACCCCGUCGGCGGGCGCCCAUCCUACUGUCGCCGGCCCACCGCACCUGAUCCACAAUCCAUCCGUGGCCUGGGAGAACUGCAUCAUCAACCCGUCGAAUGCGACCAAUCCGAACAUUUUCCCGCAGUUGGCUAGGCGCGCCCCGGAGCCUAACACAGAUCUGCAGGGGCUUUGCGCUCUCUUGCAGCCUGAUGCCGCAACAGGCAUCGAUGGCCUCCGCCAAGCGAUCCAAUUCCUGCCCGCCAGGUCCGGAAACAGCCGCGGCCAGUGGUGGCUCAUCCAAGGCGGCCCCGGCGGGUCCUCCAUCACCAGCCUACCUGGCCUCACCUUCACCAGUCCCCUCUUCGUCGAGCUGAUGCAAGAAUGGGACAUCGUCAUGUGGGACCACCCGGGAACCGGUUUCUCGGACAUGUUGGCCUGCCCCGAAGGCAUCCCAAGUACACCUGACAACGUCCAGCCGUGCCUUGACUACCUCGCAACCAACCAGAGCAUCAAGAUGGAGCAGUUUACGGUCGCCAACGCGGCCCGAUCCCUUCAAGUUGCACUCAACGCUACUCGCGCAGCCAACCCCGCCAGCAAAGUCAUCCUCCAUGCCAUCAGCUACGGAACCUUCUUGACCCAGAAACAUAUGUUGCUGUUCCCCAACACCGUCGACGGCUACGUCCUGGAAGGGAUCUCCUAUUUCCGCAACGGCUUCGAAACCACCGAUCGCGAUCGCAACACCGGGUCGUUUGAGCUCGCCAAGGCGUGUGCCGCCGACGCUGUGUGCUCAAAGUACUUUCCAUCACCAGACGCCUUUGCCGAAGCGAUGCUAUGGCGCAACGAUUCCCGCUGUUUCCAGGCCGCAAGCACCGGAGAAGACCAGGACAAAGACGCCGCGGUCAAGGAUCUCGUCACCAAAGCGCUAACCGAGGGCCGAUCGUUCGACGCCGAAGGCAAACCCACCGACUCCCGCGUCGACUUCCUCACCAACCUCUACCGCAUGAUCCGCUGCACCGACGCCGAUUUCGAAACCCUUCACGUACAAAACGCCACGGCCCCUCCCGACCACGCAGAAUCCCCCCUCAUCCGCCGCGCACCCAACCCGCUCUCCCUCCCCCAACGCGCCGCCAAUGCCGACAUCCUUCAAUCCGAAAUCCUCUUCAACGAGAUGUGGAAAUUCCCCGCCCCCGGCGAACCCCUCUACUCCCAACUCAACGAGACAUACCCGUACGCGACAAACAUGUACAACUGGCAGCAGAAACAUGCCCUCGAAAGCGCGAAAUGGCCUCUCCCCGCCGAGAACCCUACCUACCGCCAGGGCCCCGACAUGGCCGUGUUCAGGGUGCCGGUGUACCUCCAACAAGGCCGGCUGGACUGCCAGACCGUGUACACAGACACGGAGGAACUGUACCAGCACAUGGGCGCCGAGAAGAACGAGCGGUUGUGGUUCACCCGCUCCCCUGCGGCGGGGCACGGGGUGUCGAUGCUCGGCGCGCCGUGCGCGAGUGCAUCCGUGCGCGCGUUCGCCGGUGCGAUCGUCACGGGCAACAUCGCGGCGAUUGGAGCGGGACGAGACGCGGCGGGCAGGGCGUGUGGGAACGAUACGGUGGAUUUCUCGGCGAUGCAGACUGCGCUUGGGAAUGAGAAUCUCGUCAAGUUUAAUUAUACCGCCGGAGCGGUUGUCGAUACGAAGACCGGGAGGUUUGUGAAGGCGGUGCUGGGUGGUGGGAAUGGGACGGCUGGGGGAGCACCGAACGCUGGGCCGUCGGGUGGGGAGAAGAAUAACACUGGUACGGCGGAUAAGGCCAAAUCGGGUGCGGGGACGGUUGCGCCCAGGUGGGUGGGGGUUGUUGGACCGGCCGUCGUGGCUUUGUUGUUUGUUGGCGUGAUGUCGAUGUAA
Molecule: messenger RNA, 1956 nt
Organism: Fimicolochytrium jonesii
Lineage: Eukaryota; Fungi; Chytridiomycota; Chytridiomycetes; Spizellomycetales; Powellomycetaceae
Exons: 2
Coding region: 1-1956 (651 amino acids)
Source: RefSeq, a predicted model, not a curated record